Molecule: messenger RNA, 3485 nt
Organism: Gasterosteus aculeatus aculeatus (three-spined stickleback)
Lineage: Eukaryota; Metazoa; Chordata; Actinopteri; Perciformes; Gasterosteidae
Gene: rnf26
Product: ring finger protein 26
Biological process (GO): protein ubiquitination; ubiquitin-dependent protein catabolic process
Molecular function (GO): ubiquitin protein ligase activity
Source: RefSeq, a predicted model, not a curated record
GAAGUGGAGAGCUCAGUCGCUGCAACCAAAACAAAUAUGGCGGCCACAAUACCGAAGGUAAACACAUCGCGUCCCUGUGUUCUCUCCGUCUGUCUUGCGUUAGCAGCUCAACUCCACACACAACACGUGUUAUAAAGGGACCAGCUAACAAACCGUUUUUGAAUCUGUUUCCAACGGCGAGCCGCAACGAAACCCGGAAAACAAGCGGAAGUGUCUGCCUCUCGUUUGAAACUAAACAUCCGCCGCGGCAACGCGUGUGUUUACUACGUUGGCUCGUCGUCUCAGCGGAACAAAUUCGAGGAAAAUAUGAGAAUGAACCGUCUCGUCCAUUCCGCCGACCGACUCGUUUCGUGCUGUCCCGCCUGACUCCCAACGGACAACACGAUGUAGCUAACGUUAGCUUACGCUAACGUCUGUGUGUCUUGCACCGAGCAAAUUGACGUUAACACGACAUGGACUUUACCGUGGAGCGCUGAGAGCCAAACACGCACACACACACUGCCAUGGGUUUGGUGAGCUUCGUAUUCGGCACUGUGGGAAAAUGCCUGGACGCCGCCUGCUUACUGCUGGACCUGAAUUUUGUCAUCGUCCACAGCGUGGUGCGCGCCGUGCUUGCGGUCGUCUCCUUCAUAAACAGCCUGCCCACCCUGCUCCUCCACUCCGUGAUGGAGCUGGGGAACCUGGCCGUGUUUUGCCUGAUGUCCGCGGCCGAGGCGACGUCCAACGUCGCCCACGGUACCGUCACCAUGCUGGGGAGCCUGGUGCUGGCUCUGGAGGGCCUGCUCGAGAGCCUGAAGAUGGUGGGUUACCUGUCCAUGCACGUCCUGCUCCGCGGGAAGGAGCACCUGUGCCGGGGUCUGCUCUCCGUGCUGGAGGGCUGCGGCAUCGCCGUCAGCCUGGUGGUCUACUUCACCAACACCGUGGUCAACUUCGCCCUCAUUGCCACCCAGAACGUCUACAGCGUGGUGGUCAGCGUGUGGCAGACGGUGUCCAGCCCGCUGCAGACCGUGCUGGAGCUCACGCUCACCUCCUUCACCUUCCUGUACAGCAGCUUGGUGGGGACGUCCGCCUUCCUGUGGUCACCGUGUAAACUGAUGCUGGACUUUUUGGUCUCGCUGAUUCACAUGUUUGUCAGCGUCUUCAUAUUGAACAUCUACGGUCUCCUGCUGAGUGUCACCAUUGCUCUAACCACCACCGCCUACCUGAAUCCGGAGCUGACCCGUCAGACUGCCGUGCGAAUCGGAGAUUACGUUAACCUUUCCCCUGCCUUGCACAGACUCAAUCUGGUUUACCGCCGACUGGCCUCGGCCGUGCAGGACGCCCCGCUUUUUUUACGUGGUGCCAUUCAGCGCCUGCAGAGAAUGUUCCUCCACCUCUGCCUGCUGGAAAGAGGGCUUUGGCAGAAGCUGUCCCGACUUAGCAGCCAGCUGGGUUUAGCUCUGAGGACGGUGCUCGGCGGGGACAACAACGGCCGAGUACGAGGCGACGGCGACCCCCGAGAGGACAGGCGGGACCCACCAGAUGGAAGAGCGGGGGACGGAGCCCACCAGGAGAUGCUCGACUUAGUCUUCCCGUCGUCCAGCGUAGACCGACCGCUAAACAAGCUGUCGUCCUCGCGCAAAGAUGGCAAACCUCUGCCUGCUAUGAAUCUGCUGACUCUGCUGAAGGAGCAGGAGGACAGGAAGAAGUGUGUGAUCUGUCAGGACUGUUCCAAGACGGUGGUGCUGCUGCCUUGCAGGCACCUCUGCUUGUGUAGAGACUGUACGAACAUUCUGUUGAGGCAGCCCUUAUAUCAACAGAACUGCCCUCUAUGUCGACACAUGAUCCUCAACACUAUGGACGUGUAUCUAUGAAGGACGGCUGUGUGGACUCUGGGCGGCUGACCACGGGGAACACCCCAUCAGUAUUUGUGCUUAAAGUUUUACCAACACUGACAUUAAGGUGAAUGAGCUUCGCUUUUCCUAGUUUGUGUUAGAGGAAGUUCGGUAAUCCUGUUCGUUUUUUUUUCUUUCUUGCUGUCAACAAUAAGUCCAAAAGAAUCAUGUCAGUCCGUCCUUUAAUACUUUCCUGCUCUUCUACCCCGACGGCUGGCGGUCAGCCCCAAAACCUUUUUGUUAAAGAUGUAACAUUCUAGAUGUUUCUCUGAAAAGUCUCACUCCAACAAUGCAAAGUGUACGAAAUGGGAUUUUUUUGGCUUCACGGACAAUUUCCGCCUUUAAUGUCAAUCUAUUGUUGGUGAUGGAUUUAUUGAGAAACUAAAGGUAGAACAGAAAAACCCAAAACAAAAACACACACCGUGUCCAACUUCUCAUGACAAUCAACAACUGUACACUAUUCUAUAUAUUAAUACUAUUCUGUUUUACAGUCUGGCAAUGCUGUUUCAACUAAGGGAACUGGAAAUAACAUACUACACACGCUGUUGGAUAUGAAUCAAACUCCAGUAGCAAAAUGCCUCUAAUGCCACUAAUCUAUAAUACCUGUUUGUUGUCGCCCUUCACUUACCUGCUCAUCCUAUGCAUUGCAUUCUGGGAGAAUAGUGAACGCACAACACUAAGAGUCGGUUUGGGCAGUGUGUGUUUGUGACACUACUACAGUUUGUUUUUGACACCUGUUUAGAUUUUCCGGUUGUUGCCACGUUGAGUCUCAGGUCUCGUUGCCACGGUUACCCGCCGGUUCCCUGCCUACCGCCGCUCAAGUCUUAAAAUGUUGUGCUUUCAGUGAGACAAGCUGUGCCGAAGAGGAAACUAACACUGUGCUCUGUUGCAUGGGUUUCUAACGGAGUGACUGCUGUGUGUGUGAUGACCCCCUGCCUGUUUCGUUCUAUUGUUAAAACCAUUUCAGAAAAAUGUCACCACUUCUCACAGAGCCACGUAAAGAAGGUUUUCUGUGUUUAACGAACGUGAUGUGUACUUUUCCAGUCAGGCCUGAUUUACCAGCUUUAUUCCAGGUGUUCUAUUGAUAGAGCUUAUUCCAGUCAGAGGCACAUUAGAGUCGCCUCCAACACGGAAUCCAUAGCAGGUUUCCCCUUCCCUUUGUCAUUUCAACAACCUAAAUAAGGCAUUCAAAUCAAAUUUGCUUUUUUUUUUUUAUUUGUUCUUGGUGAAACGGAAGUGUCUAUUGAUUGGUGUUUACAGGGCAGAGUUGUGACCGCUCCAUGGUUGAUAGUGUACGAAGUCUUUUUUAAUAGUUUGUUUGAUUGGGCUAAUUAGUUCACUGCAUUGUUUUUAGACCAAAUACUGACAGUAUGAGAGGCUCUAGGCAUUAUUGACCAUUUCUAAAAUGCCAGUGGCAUUCCUAAUGUAAGAUUAGCAGUGAACUGAAAACAGCUCCCGUGACCAUCUCUUGUUAUCUGCAGUUUGUGUGACUCAACUUGGGACAAUGUGAAUUGAAUACAUGAAUGUAACUAGUUUUCUAAAUACUAUGACUGCCACAUAACGGCAAGUGUUCUGUUUAUAAUAAAACAACUGAAACUGAUUUAUUAUUAA